This is a messenger RNA of Coccinella septempunctata (seven-spotted ladybird), 1324 nucleotides long. Its product is annotated as THO complex subunit 6 homolog. The record is from RefSeq and is a predicted model, not a curated record. Lineage: Eukaryota; Metazoa; Arthropoda; Insecta; Coleoptera; Coccinellidae. Gene Ontology annotation, molecular function: protein binding. The transcript is spliced from 7 exons. The coding region runs from base 95 to 1285 and encodes 396 amino acids.
UGGAAAGUUUUAACUUUUUUGCAGCGUCAUUAUUUUCAGUGAUUUGGGUCGACAUAUUUUAGUGAGUUUGAUUCAAGUUUUACCAUUUCGCGAAAUGGGUCGAAGUCAUAAGUCUGACCAUCACUAUCAUGAUGGUGAUAAAGAUCAUUAUGUCAAGUACCGUUCCAUAGUGAGCAGUAUAAGUUUCGACAUAGAUAAAUCAGACCUGAAUUUAACGACCAAAAAUAAGUGGACUCAUGUUGGGGAGAACAUAUUGCGUCUACCAGCAAUAAGAAAGAAAUUUUCACUUGUGAGCAAAGUAACUAUAGCUGGUAGAGAUUGUGGCAUUCACAGCGUUGCUAUUUCUCCAAAAGGAAGAGUUGUCGCCAUUGGUCUCGAUACAGGAGAAGUUCAACUCCGGAGAUUGUCUGUUAUAACGCAGAGUGAUAUAUCGAUAUGUCUUCGAAAACCAAAAAAAGGUACACAUAUGAACACAGCAGUCACUUGCGUUCGAUUUAUGCCCAACAUGGAAAAUGUCCUCCUCAGUUCUGAUCUCUCUGGUCAUAUAGACAUGAUACAUACGGACAAGAAAUGCAAACACACUUUGGCCAAAGAACAUGAUAAUCAGAUCAAUUCGAUAGAUGUUAAUUCAGCAGCAACUAGAAUUGUCAGUGGGGGUAAAGAUGCUCUAUUAAGGGUUUAUGACGCUUAUACCGGAAAAAUUGUAUCUUCCACUGAACCAUUCUGGAAAAGAAAUUUCGACUGUGAUGACAGCAAGUACCACAAAUUCAGGAUAUACUGCAUCAAAUUUGACCCAGAAAACAGCAAUAUAUUUUUUUCCGGAGGACUAGACGGUUACGUUAAGAUGUGGGACCUAAGAGAACCCUCAAAAAGUGUGAGAACAAUGAGAGGUCCAUAUAUCCGUGGAGAUGCUAUGGAUUUAUGGGGAAAUGUUCUUCUAACUGGAUCCUGGAGGGUUUCUAAAAGUAUGGAUUUGUGGGACACAACAAGCGGCCAACUCAUAGAAAAUCUGGUUCCGUCCAACAGAGCCUCUAGCUUGGAUGGAGAAUUUUACGAAUGCGUUAGGUUCUUCAAUGGCGGAAAAGAUGGUUCUGUGAUUCUUUGUGGAGGCGGCGGAACUGGAAGAUUCGAAGUUUACAAUUUGUUGGAGAGAAGAAUGGAUUUUGGGGUGAUAGUUCAGGAUACUGUGAAGACCAUCGAUAGUACGCUAUCGAGCAUAGUGUGCGCUGGACUGGAUGGUAUAUGUAGGGUUGUUAGAUACAACAGAAUCGAAGAUAAAGAAUAACACCUCGAAUGUAAAAAAAAGAAUAGACAAUGAAUUUAA